Nematolebias whitei (Rio pearlfish) is the source of this 946-nucleotide messenger RNA. It is a transcript of the gene msmo1, whose product is annotated as methylsterol monooxygenase 1. The record is from RefSeq and is a predicted model, not a curated record. Lineage: Eukaryota; Metazoa; Chordata; Actinopteri; Cyprinodontiformes; Rivulidae. Gene Ontology annotation, biological process: sterol biosynthetic process. Bases 71 to 946 code for a protein of 291 amino acids. Gene Ontology annotation, molecular function: iron ion binding; C-4 methylsterol oxidase activity. The transcript is spliced from 6 exons.
AGGACAGGUAGACUGGCGGCACAGCGGGAAGCCUUCUUUCCAGACCUGGAGUCACCCCUCAGCCUCCAUCAUGUCAGCAAACAGCACAGCAGACAUAUUAAGCUCGGCCUAUCUUGCAGUGGAGUAUGUAGACGCUGUGCUGCCAGAAAACCCCUUUCACCCCUCCCUGAAACAUGCCUGGGACUACAUGCUGAACAACUACACCAAAUUCCAGAUCGCUACGUGGGGAUCGCUCUUUGUUCAUGAGUUCAUCUACACCCUGUUCUGUCUGCCCGGUUUCGUCUUUCAGUUUAUACCCUUUAUGCAGAAAUACAAGAUUCAGCAGGACAAGCCAGAGACGUGGGAGAAACAGUGGAGGUGUUUAAAGAUGCUGCUGUUCAACCAUUUCUGCAUCCAGUUUCCUUUAAUUUGUGGAACUUACUACUUCACUGAAUACUUCAGCAUCCCGUAUGACUGGGACUCAAUGCCACGCUGGACUUCUCUUCUGGCUCGGUGCUUUGGCUGUGCAGUUAUCGAGGACACCUGGCAUUAUUUCCUUCAUCGCAUUCUGCACCACAGGCGGAUCUACAAAUACAUCCACAAAGUCCACCACGAGUUCACUGCUCCGUUCGGCAUGCAGGCAGAGUACGCACAUCCUGCUGAGACCAUCAUCCUCGGCGCGGGCUUCUUCAUUGGGAUCAUGACCUUCUGUAACCACAUGUUCUUCCUUUGGGCCUGGGUGGCUUUCCGUCUGCUGGAGACCAUUGAUGUCCACAGCGGUUACGACAUCCCUUUGAACCCCCUCCACUUGAUCCCUUUCUACGCUGGUGCCCGUUUCCAUGAUUUCCACCACAUGAACUUUGUUGGAAACUACGCCUCCACCUUCACCUGGUGGGACAAACUUUUGAACACUGACAGCCAGUACAACAAGCACACGCAGAAACAAGGAGAGAAGAAGGAGCAAUAA